Mesitornis unicolor (brown roatelo) is the source of this 728-nucleotide messenger RNA. RefSeq names its product ES1 protein homolog, mitochondrial-like. The transcript has 4 exons. Bases 34 to 708 code for a protein of 224 amino acids. The record is from RefSeq and is a predicted model, not a curated record. Lineage: Eukaryota; Metazoa; Chordata; Aves; Mesitornithiformes; Mesitornithidae.
GGGCUCUCUAGGGAAUCCAGAGAGGCUGUGGCCAUGGGGAAGCGGGUGGCUGUGGUGCUGGCUGGCUGUGGGGCAUAUGAUGGGAGUGAGAUCCACGAGUCCUCGGCUGUGCUGGUGCAUCUCAGCAGGGAGGGUGCACAGGCAGAGAUUUAUGCUCCUGAUGUGGACCAGAUGCAUGUGGUGGACCACGUGAAGGGACAGCCAACUCAGGAGAAGCGCAACGUGCUAGUGGAAAGUGCCAGGAUAGCCAGAGGUAACAUCAAGGACCUUGCAAAGCUGGAUGUCAGGGGGCUGGAUGCUCUCAUCAUACCAGGUGGCUUUGGAGUGGCUAAAAACCUGAGCACCUGGGCCACCCAAGGCAAGAACUGCGUUGUCUCCAAAGAGGUGGAGGACACCCUGAGGGCCUUCCAUGCUGCCAAAAAGCCCAUCGGGCUGUGCUGCAUCUCCCCAGUGCUGGCAGCCAAAGUCUUCCCAGGCUGUGAACUGACUGUGGGUCACGACACAGAGUGUAAGAUAUGGCCUUACGCAAAGACUGCCGAGACCAUGAAGGAACUUGGCUGCAAGCACGUGAACAAACACGUCACUGAAAUCCACGUGGAUGUGAAGAACAAGCUGGUGACCACCAGCGCCUUCAUGUGCAAUGCCCCCAUCCACGAGAUCUACGAUGGCAUCGGGAAAAUGGUCAGUGAAGUAGUCAGACUUGCCUGAACACCACGAAGCCACAGAAU